GUAAUAUCUGAAAAGUAAGUUUGGAGUUCGUUGCGUGGGUACAAGACGCGUCGGGAUCGCAUUUGGCAUUAUAAAGGGCAAGCUGUCAACUUCCCUAUUUGAAUUUGCUUUGGACAUCACUGUGAGGCAGAACUGAUAUGCCACUUGAAUUAAUAAGGGAAGUCAAUGGAGUGCCUGAAGUUCAGCCACUGAGUAUAUUACACACAGUGUGUUUGAGAUCCCUACAGCUGGAUUGUGAUUAUAGCAAGAAAUAUAUCCAGGACACUAUUGCAGUGGCUGAAUUUAUUGUUUUGUCAGCUUCUUCAUCUAGAAUGGAAAGCAUUACAUAUUUUUGAAAGCAUUUGAAGACUUCAACUGUUUAUGUUUAUGUUAAAUCUAUAAGAGAUUGUUCUACAGAAUCAAUGUCUUUGGUCCCAGCAACAAAUUAUGUAUAUACACCCCUGAAUCAACUUAAGGGUGGUACAAUUGUUAAUGUCUAUGGUAUUGUGAAGUUUUUUAAGCCCCCAUAUCUAAGCAAAGGAACUGAUUAUUGCUCGGUUGUAACAAUUGUGGACCAGACAAAUGUAAAGUUAACCUGCCUGCUCUUUAGUGGAAACUAUGAAGCCCUUCCAAUAAUUUAUAAAAAUGGAGAUAUCGUUCGCUUUCACAGGCUGAAGAUCCAAGUAUAUAAAAAUGAAACGCAGGGUAUCACCAGCUCUGGCUUUGCAUCAUUGACAUUUGAGGGAAUUUUGGGAGCUCCUGUCAUACCUCGUACUUCAAGCAAGUAUUUUAACUUCACUACUGAGGACCAAAAAAUGGUAGAAGCCUUACGUCUUUGGGCAUCUACUCAUAUUUCUCCUUCUUGGACAUUACUAAAAUUGUGUGAUGUUCAGCCAAUGCAGUAUUUUGACCUGACUUGUCAGCUCUUGGGCAAAGCAGAAGUGGAUGGAACAUCAUUUCUUCUAAAGGUAUGGGAUGGCACCAGGACACCAUUCCCAUCUUGGAGAGUCUUAAUCCAAGACCUUGUGCUUGAAGGUGAUUUAAGUUACAUCCAUCGGCUACAAAAUCUGGCAAUAGACAUUUUAGUCUAUGAUAACCAUGUUCAAGUGGCAAAAUCUCUGAAGGUUGGAAGCUUUCUUAGAAUCUAUAGCCUCCAUACCAAACUUAAAUCAGUGAAUUCAGGGAACCAGACAACAUUAAGUCUGGAGUUUCAUCUUCAUGGAGGUACCAGUUACGGUCGGGGAAUCAGGGUCUUGCCAGAAAGUAACUCUGAUGUGGAUCAACUGAAAAGGGCUUUAGAAUCUGCAGAUUUGACAGCCAAUCAGCUUUCAGGUGGUAUCUGUCAAUCAGAACCUGAGGACAGCGUACCAAGCUCCGGAUCAGUAUCAUUAUAUGAGGUAGAAAGAUGUCAACAGCUAUCUGCUACAAUACUUACAGAUCAUCAAUAUUUAGAGAAAACACCACUAUGUGCUAUUUUGAAACAAAAAGCUCCUCAACAGUAUCGUAUCCGAGCAAAAUUGAGGUCAUAUAAACCCAGAAAACUCUUUCAGUCUGUUAAACUUCGUUGUCCUAAAUGUCAUUCACUGAAAGAAGUUCCACAUGAGGGCAGUUUGGAUAUGAUUUUGCAAGAUGGUGCAGCUAAAACCCCAGAUAUCAAACUACAAAAUACAUCAUUAUAUGAUUCAAGAAUCUGGACCACAGAAGAUCAAGGAGGACGAAAAGUAGCUGUUCAUUUUGUGAGAAAUGAUGGUAUUCUCCCACUUUCAAAUGAAUGUCUAAUUUUGAUAGAAGGAGGUUCACUCAGUGAAAUCUGUAAACUUUCAAACAAGUUUCAUAGUAUAAUUCCUGUGAGAUCUGGCCAUGAAGACUUGGAGCUCCUGGACCUUUCAGCACCAUUUCUUAUACAAGGAAAAGCCUAUCACUAUGGAUGUAAGCAGUGUUCUAGCUUGAAACCAAUACAAAAUCUGAAUUUCCUGGUCGAUAAAGCGUCAUGUAUUCCAUCUUCUGUGGCAGAAGUUCUGGGUAUUGUACCCCUCCAAUAUGUGUUUGUUAUGACAUUUACUCUUGAUGAUGGAACAGGAGUAUUAGAAGCAUAUCUCCUGGAUUCUGACAAAUUCUUCCAGAUUCCAGCAUCAGAAAUCCUAGUGGAUGAUGACCUUCAGAAAAGUAUGGCUAUGAUCAUGGAUAUGAUUUGUCCUUCAAGAAUAAAAAUUGAUUCAUAUCCGUGGUUGGAAUGCUUCAUCAGGUCAUAUAAUGUCAUAAAUGGAAUAGAGCAGCAAAUUUGCUAUCAGAUUUUUGACACCACAGUUGCAGAAGAUCUUAUCUAAUAUUGCCAUUCAACUUAACGUACGUAAAAUAUUGUAAUUUUAGAAAAUGUUACUUUUCAUGAGAUUGUUAUAAAACAUGUAAGAAAUUUAGUUGUUUUUGAAAUACCAUCCACAUUUCCAUUUUAACCACUAUUUUAGUGUUUUUUUUGUUUUGUUUUGUUUUUGAUAAAUAGACAUCGUGUUAUCUUCUUGUGAAUAUGUUAAUAAUGUUCCUGUUUCUCCAGAUAUCCAGCAUGAGGAUGGCUUCCGGGUAUAUAAAAGAAAAAGAGACAUUCAAUAAAUAAUAGUGUUUUCAUUUACUCUUUGUAUUCCCUUUAGAGAAGGUAUUUUGUUUCCUUGCACUAAAAUCAUUUUUCCUACUGUUUUUUUUAUGUAUCAGCCACUGAUUUCUCUGUCAUUCACCAUCCCUAGUUGGGCUUCUUUUCCUGCCCUGGUUUUUUAAUAUCAGCAGUGUUGAUAAUUUUAGCAUGGCUAUGGGAUUAGAAAAUAUCUUUACCUUAAAUUUCUUGUCUUUUACUGGGUACAAGGUAAAUGACAGCUACUGGUUUGGUUUGGUUUGGUUUGGUUUGAUUUUUAUACAGAGGGAUCUGCUUAAACAGCACUUUUUAGAGAAGUGUUUCUCUUAGUGAGCUACAGGGUACUAAAAGUGAUUUGCUAUAAGUAGAAGUGGCAAAAUUGCGUUGUUUGAGUGCUGAUAUUGAGCAUUUUAGGAUAAAUCCAUGUCUUUAGACCUAAAUUGGAUGUUUUGUUUGUUUCCCUCCGUGGUAUUAGAAGUUAUUCCAUUCCACCUCAGGCUAAUAGAGUGGUCAGAUUUACAAACUUAAUGACUUAUUUAUAAUGUUAGUGACCCUUUUUCGUAGUCUCAUGUAAAAUACACCUAUAUUACUAGUUUUCACUAAUUGAGUGAGAUGUUAAAUCAGUAUAAUAGUCUACUUUUUACCUGACAGUGUUUGCCAAAUUUAAAAUCAUGACUAUUUAAUUUCCUACAAAUAUGUCUAUGUAUUUGUAUGUACAAAUUUGUGUAUGUUAUUUGCUGAAGUCUCAGACAUAUAGAUCUGCCUAGUUCAAUAUUAGUGAAGAAUAAAAUAAAUUCACAUAUUUCAAUUGUUUCUUUUAUUUGCCCUAUGUUGAGCUAAGAAAUGAUAGGAGGCAAAGAAUUUCAAAGCAGGUAUUGUGUAAAGUACUUAACAUAUAUUUGAACCUUACAACAGCCAGUUUUCCUGAUAAGAAAACUAAGGCUUUAUUGAUAAGCUGAUUUGACUAAUUUCACAUAGUUUUGUGGGGUUUUUUGAGAGAGGGUCUCUGUUGCCAGGGCUAGAGUGCUGUGAUGUCACAGCUCA
Molecule: messenger RNA, 3646 nt
Organism: Lemur catta (Ring-tailed lemur)
Lineage: Eukaryota; Metazoa; Chordata; Mammalia; Primates; Lemuridae
Gene: POT1
Product: protection of telomeres 1
Exons: 18
Coding region: 402-2306 (634 amino acids)
Biological process (GO): telomere capping; regulation of telomere maintenance via telomerase
Cellular component (GO): chromosome, telomeric region; nuclear telomere cap complex
Molecular function (GO): G-rich strand telomeric DNA binding; telomerase inhibitor activity
Source: RefSeq, a predicted model, not a curated record